GUAAACUAAAAAUACGAACCUUUUUUUUGUAAACAAAAGUUUAAAUACAAUCGCAGUUACACAUUGUAGCACACUGAAAUAAAGAUGGAACUUCUGCCUAGCAGUCACACAGAAUUUAACAAACCUGAUUACUGGGAGAGUUUCUUUAAAAAGAGAGGAAAGAUACCAUUUGAAUGGUAUGGUGAGUACCCCCAGCUGCACACAGUGAUCCACAAGUACAUCACCCCAUCCAACUCAGUCCUGGUUGUUGGGUGUGGAAACUCAGUGCUUAGUGAAAAUAUGUAUGACAACGGCCUGCAGAAUCUGACCAACAUUGACAUCAGCGAGGUUGUCAUCAGGCAAAUGACAGAAAGAAAUAAACAAAAAAGGCCAAAUAUGACAUUUGAGAAAGUGGAUGUUACUCAGAUGAACUACCCAGACGGUCAUUUCCAUGUUGUGCUGGACAAAGGCACGUUGGACGCUCUGCUGGUCAACGAGGAGAGUCAGGUAGUUGACAACGUCCACUUGAUGUUUGCCCAGGUGGCCAGGUGUUUAAAACUGGGGGGUCGCUACAUUGUCAUCUCCCUGCUACAAGAUCACAUCCAGAGAAUAUUCAUGGAAUAUUUCUCUAAGCUUGGAUGGCCAGUUAGGAUUCACAGAAUUUACACAGAAGCUUCAGAUUCUGAAAAACACAAGUCCCUGUCUAUGCCAGUUUUUGCUGUGGUGGUGACCAAACUCAAGCCAUUACCAAAUAUGACACAGAUAGUUGAAGUGUGUAGGUAUGAAGAUAGGAUCGAUCGCCUUGAGGACAUCAAAUUUCUGUCAGCAAUAGUCAAAGACAUGCAGUAUUACCACAUGGUUAGACAUCAGUUAAAACAGCACUUACCAGGUGAUUGUCAGGUCUCACUGGAGCUCCACUCCCGAGAUUCAGCAACGCCACGCUAUAACUUGACUGUGGUAGAUUCCCCUCAACCUCAAGAAAAUAAAUUUGCCAUUUUCAUUGUGCCACAGGGGAGGGAGACGGAAUGGCUGUUUUCAACAGAUAAAGGGAGGCUACACCUCCUGGAAAGUUCUGGGUUUCAGCGGUUGGUUGUGGUUACACUUAACAGGGGCCAUGAGUAUGAAAAUUUAGAUGCCAUCAAAGCGGAACUGUCCAACAAAGUAAUGGAACUGGCACCUGCGCACUGCCCUCGUAGAUCGCAGAUUCCAUUCCUUUCAAUUGGUGAGGAUCUUGGCAAAAGGUACCCAGUGACCCAAGGUCAGAGUGAGAUCAGUGGGGAGUACCUUGUGGAGGAUAUUGAAAUGAAUGGGGGACAGCUGUUUAGGAGGCUGGUCUUUGCGCAAAAUAAAAAUGUUGUACAGUCUGAGGCUCGAUUAACAGAAGUACGUAAAAAAAAGAAAAGGAGACAGCAACAAGCAAGGGAAGGUCCACCUGGUAAAGUCAAGGUGGACAAGGGCUAUUUGUCCAGUGAUUAUCUUAUAGCAAUGGUUGGAGGAUUUGGUUUACUUCCUGUCUUAGAUAGACCCACAGUUGGUGUUUUAGUUGGCCUUGGAGGUGGUGUGUUCCCAAGUUUUGUCCAUGAUACCUUCCCACUGGUGACCUUAGAAACGGUUGAACUGGAUCCCACUGUGGUGGACAUUGCCCAGCAGUGGUUUGACCUCACACCAGAUGAGAGACUCAAACUUCACAUUGCUGAUGGACUGGAGUUUAUAAGGCAACUUGUUGCUUCAGGGGAGAAAAGAAACUUUGUUCUUUUGGAUGUAGACAGUAAAGAUCACACUGUAGGAUUGAGUUGUCCCCCCAUCGCUUUUGUUGAACAAGAAUUUUUAAACACCAUUUCAAAGUUACUUUUAGAUGAUGGUGUUUUCAUGCUGAAUCUGGCAAGCAGAGAUGAAACAAUCAAGCAGGACAUCAUUCGUCGCAUCCAGUCCGUGUUUCCCUCGUGUGCUUGCGUACACCUAGAGGAAGACAUCAACACAAUUGUUUACGCCAGCAACAGCCCGGUCACAGAUUCAGACGUCCUGCUGGAGUCACUCACACCUGUGUUUAGAAAGAUGGAUGCGGCCAUCUUGUCUGUGUGGAAAGAUACCAAUGUACAGGUGGAGGAUGCUAUGUCGGCUUUAAAAUUUCUUGACUGAUGAACUUUUUUUUUUAUUAGUGUUGAGAUGCAGAGUUCAUGUAAAAUUAUGAAACAAUU
This is a messenger RNA of Physella acuta, 2177 nucleotides long. Its product is annotated as eEF1A lysine and N-terminal methyltransferase. NCBI's taxonomy places the organism in Eukaryota, Metazoa, Mollusca, Gastropoda, Physidae. The record is from RefSeq and is a predicted model, not a curated record.